UCGCUUUAUCUCCACGCUGUCUUCCCACCUCACACAAAAUUCCCAGUACUACGGUUUCCCAUCAACACGUCGCCGUUUCGCCUCGGCCUCGCUCGCUGGCCCCCUCUUUUGGCUUUUGUUCUUGUUCGAUGUUUUAAACUUUAAUCGAAGACGCAAAUCUUGGAGGACGAGUGUUUGAUUCGAACCCCUUUGUUGGGGAUUGUGAAAAUUUUCAUCUUUUCUGUGGAUCAGUCAAGAUUGAUUUUGGUGACGACCAAGCUGAGCUAUUCUUUUCACACUUGGUGUUCUUUCUUUUUUAUAAUUGGGUCCCGAAAUUCUGUACGAUUACCCUUCGAGUUUUCUAUCAUUCCGAAAAAGGAAAAGUGGAACAUAACCUUGAGUGCGAUAGCCACUGGCGGUUUCUUUCUUUUUCUUCCUAGCUUCGCUUCACGAUAAAGCUUCUCGAAGAGAAUUUUUUGGGCAAAUACUCCAAACGCAGGGUUGGAAAAGCUAAAGCUCUGCAAUUCACUCCGUAGUUUGGAUUUUUAGACACCCAAUUCCGUUAAUUGGCCAAUCAUGCAUCCCGAUGAUCAGCAGCAGCAGCCGUUGAUAGAGGAGGAAGAUGAAGAAACUGCUUACAACGUAACGGAGAAGGUUGUGGUAAUUGGGAUUAACGAACCGGAGUCCGAUUCGGACGUGGGUUUGCUGCCGUUUUCAUGGAGGAAGCUCUGGCUGUUCACAGGGCCUGGGUUUUUGAUGAGCAUAGCGUUUUUAGAUCCUGGGAAUUUGGAGUCCAAUCUUCAGGCUGGUGCUAUAGCUGGGUAUUCCUUGUUGUGGCUUCUGUUGUGGGCUACGGCCAUGGGGCUUUUGAUCCAGUUGCUUUCGGCUAGGCUUGGUGUUGCCACUGGAAGGCACUUGGCUGAGCUGUGUAGAGAAGAGUACCCAACUUGGGCGAGAAUUGUGCUGUGGGUCAUGGCUGAGUUCGCCCUGAUUGGGGCUGAUAUACAGGAAGUCAUUGGGAGUGCUAUAGCUAUUAAGAUUCUGAGUAAUGGUGCAUUGCCUCUCUGGGCUGGAGUCAUCAUCACUGCUUUAGAUUGUUUUAUCUUCCUGUUUCUUGAGAAUUAUGGUGUGAGGAAACUGGAGGCUGUUUUUGCUGUUCUUAUUGCUACAAUGGCACUCUCAUUUGCUUGGAUGUUUGGUGAAACUAAGCCAGAUGGGAAGGAGCUUCUAUUGGGUAUUUUAAUUCCAAAACUUAGCUCCAAGACAAUUACACAGGCUGUUGCUGUUGUGGGGUGUAUAAUUAUGCCUCAUAAUGUGUUUUUGCACUCUGCUCUUGUGCAGUCACGAGAUGUCGAUCCGAGUAAGAAAGGGCGGGUCCGAGAAGCUCUGAGAUACUACUCUAUUGAGUCCACUCUUGCCCUUUUUGUCUCCUUCAUCAUCAACUUGUUUGUUACAACUGUGUUUGCUAAAGCUUUCUAUGGCACAGACAUAGCGAAUAGCAUUGGUCUUGUAAAUGCAGGCCAAUAUCUUCAAGAUAAAUAUGGUGGUGGGCUUUUCCCCAUUCUGUACAUCUGGGCUAUUGGUCUAUUAGCUGCUGGCCAAAGUAGCACCAUCACUGGUACCUAUGCAGGACAGUUUAUCAUGAGUGGAUUCCUGAACUUGAAGUUGAAAAAAUGGCUAAGAGCUUUGAUAACUCGAAGCUUUGCAAUCGUGCCAACUAUGAUUGUCGCUCUCGUGUUCGAAACUUCUGACUCGAUGGUCGAUGUUCUGAAUGAAUGGCUCAAUGUCCUCCAGUCAAUUCAGAUUCCCUUUGCUCUGAUUCCUCUUCUCUGUUUGGCUUCGAAGGAACAUCUAAUGGGUAGUUUCAAAAUUGGGCCCAUUUUAAAGACUACCUCUUGGCUGGUGGCAGUCUUGGUGAUGGCCAUCAACGGGUAUCUUUUGGUGAGCUUCAUCUCAUCGGAAGUGAAUGGAGUGCUCUUCACCAUUUUCGUGUUCGUCUUCAUCGCUGCAUAUCUUGCCUUUGUUGUUUACCUCGUCUAUCGAAGCAUUUCGUUUUCAAGUUGGCACAACUUCAUCAACCGGAAGACGUACACUGCCAAUGGAAACUGAGUUAUCAUCUUCAACUUUGACUCUGACUUAUUCAGAUUGCAGAUCGAUAAUUGUCAAAUAAUUGUCUUGUCCUAAAGCAUCUGUUGAAACGCAGUUGGAGAACACUUCCCUGGAGUAAUAUAUCAGCUAGUUUCAAGAUAUAUGGGUUAUGAUUUGACAUGUUUUUCCUUGAGAAAAGCUGUUCUGGUUAAUUUUGUAUUAUAAUUGUUCAUUUUUCUGUUCUCAUACUGUCAAAUGAAGCAGAUAGUAGGCUAUGGUGCAGCUUGAAUCUGAUCGUAAUUUAAGUUUAUGUAGGCUUGUUAGUCUUUGGUUAUAUCAAUGUCAUUCAAGUGUUCUGAUUUGCUUGGCACAAUUAAUCACACUUACUCAACAGUAAACGAUUAAGGCCACUUUUGUAUUGAUUUUA
Messenger RNA from Benincasa hispida (wax gourd), 2494 nucleotides. RefSeq names its product metal transporter Nramp3-like. Gene Ontology annotation, cellular component: vacuolar membrane. The record is from RefSeq and is a predicted model, not a curated record. Gene Ontology annotation, biological process: manganese ion transport; positive regulation of reactive oxygen species metabolic process; defense response to bacterium. Gene Ontology annotation, molecular function: manganese ion transmembrane transporter activity; cadmium ion transmembrane transporter activity. Lineage: Eukaryota; Viridiplantae; Streptophyta; Magnoliopsida; Cucurbitales; Cucurbitaceae.